Molecule: messenger RNA, 7733 nt
Organism: Hippocampus zosterae (dwarf seahorse)
Lineage: Eukaryota; Metazoa; Chordata; Actinopteri; Syngnathiformes; Syngnathidae
Gene: tns1b
Product: tensin 1b
Exons: 34
Coding region: 77-5476 (1799 amino acids)
Biological process (GO): fibroblast migration
Molecular function (GO): protein binding
Source: RefSeq, a predicted model, not a curated record
AUGUGUAGCCACGGAGGAGCAGCUCACGGAUCAACGCUGAGAGUCCGUCAAUGGGGUCGCUGGCUUUUCUGUCCGGAUGGGAUGCACACUGAGCUUCGUGCGCUGUGAAGAAGACUUCCUAUCCAUGCCGGUUGAGCAGCAUGAUGACGACGAGGAAGAGGACAAGAUGAAGAAGAAGAGGAAAGACUGCAGCCUCCUCGAGACAGAAGAAGAUCGAAGUGGGAAAGGCUCGUGCGGUGAAAGAACGCUUUGGAUGUGUCCAAGAAGAAAGGGAAAUACAACUUCUGCCGUGUGUUCCGAGACGACGGCAAUGUCCCUCUUGUUGCCCGAGGAAUUGGAAGCCGUGCAUUCUCACACGUUCCGCGAGAAGACUUUCAAGAAGUCCAAGACCUGCGGCGUUUGCAAACUCAUCAUCGUCCACGACGGACUCGUCUGCAGAGUUUGCCGAAUUCCCUGCCACAAGAAAUGCGAAGCAAAGGUGUCUUCGUCUUGCGUUCCUCUCAGCAACUACGAGCUGGCGCCCACCGCCGACCUGCCUCUCAAACAUGUCGAGACCAUGGGCUCGACGAAAUCCUCCAAAAGCACCGAGUCACGCCGCAGGGCUUCCAGGAGCGUGAGUCUGCUGCAGUCCCUGGAGGAGAGCUACGAGUUGGACCUGCUCUACAUCACAGAGAGGAUCAUCGCCGUCUCGUACCCCAGCGGCGCCGAGGAGCCCGGGUAUGCCGCCAACCUGCGCGAGGUGGCCUCCAUGCUGCGCUCCAAACAUGGCCACAACUACCUGCUCUUCAACCUCAGCGAGAAACGCUACGACAUCGGCCAGCUUCACUCCAAGGUGUUGGACUUUGGCUGGCCCGACCAUCACGCGCCAGCCCUGGAAAAGAUCUGCAGCAUCUGCAAGGCCAUGGACACGUGGCUGAGCGCGGACGGCCGCAACGUGGUGGUCCUACACAAUAAGGGCAACAGAGGCAGAACGGGAGUCGUGGUGGCGGCCUUUAUGCACUACAGCAACAUCUCCGCCAGCGCUGACCAGGCUCUGGACAGGUUUGCCAUGAAGCGCUUCUAUGAAGACAAAGUGCUUCCAGUGGGUCAGCCCUCUCAGAGAAGGUAUGUGGAGUACUUCAGCGGCUUGCUCAGCGGACACAUCAAGAUCAACAACAAGCCGCUCUUUCUUCACCAUGUCAUCAUGCACGGCAUUCCCGACUUUGAGUCCAAAGGAGGAUGCCGUCCUUUCCUGAAAAUCUACCAGGCAAUGCAGCCCGUCUACACAUCUGGGAUCUACAAUGUUCAAGGCGACGGUCAGACGAGCAUCUGCAUCACCAUCGAACCGGGCCUGCUUCUGAAAGGAGACAUUCUGCUCAAGUGCUACCACAAGCGUUAUCGCGGCCCGUGCCGGGACGUGAUUUUCCGGGUGCAGUUCCACACCUGCGCAGUUCACGACUUGGGAAUCGUCUUUGGCAAAGACGAGCUCGAUGAGACGUUCAAAGAUGAGAGGUUCCCGGAAUAUGGCAAAGUGGAGUUUAUAUUUUCUUUUGGCCCAGAAAAAAUGUAUGGUAUGGAUCGCCUGGAGAACGGGCCGAGCGUCUCUGUGGACUACAACACGCAAGAUCCGCUGAUUCGCUGGGACUCCUACGAGAACUUCAAUCACAAUAACGAGGACACUGCAGAAGAAGUCAUCCACACUCAAGGACCCCUGGAUGGGAGUCUCUAUGCCAAAGUGCGUAAAAAAGACUCCGUUGAUGGGACCGUCACGGUCAACGGGCUCGCACCCGCGGCUGACGAACACACCCUGCCCGCCGUCGACCACGCCUUGUCAGUGAGCAGCGACUCGGGAAACUCGACGGCCUCGAUUAAAACGGACAGAACGGAGGAAGCGGCGGCCGUCCAUCCGGCGGUCAACCCGCCAAGUGUUCCCACCGUUGAGGAGGUACCUCAAGUCCAUCACCGCGACCGGCAAGCCAUCAGCCCCCGGGAGAAGCGGGAGCUGGAACAGCUCCUGGGCGGACUGGAGGGGCCCAUGCAUCGUGAGACCUACCGCGCCUCGCCGACGUCCGCCGUCGGCGGGAUGCUCCGCCUCGUGCCGGCUCAGGUGCACGUGAACGGUCACGGCGCCGUGGUUCGGGAAACGGAUAUUUUAGAUGAUGAACUACCGAGCGGCCAAAAGGCCAACAGCGUGGACAGCCUGGGGACGUUCUCCUCCACCGAUGGCCGAGCCACGCCGGCGGAUCUCUACUUCCAGGCGGAGUCGGUCAUUAACGGCCAGGACCACGUGGCGUACCUGGAGCGCAGUGUUGCGGAAAGCCCGGUUGAAACGGCGCAGUCGCAAAGUUGCUUCACAGACCAACGGAAUGAUUCUUCGCCGCCCUCCAACGAUAUGGCAACUCCGAAUCUGUCCCGUUCGCUGUCCCUCGGUUCGGAUUCGCGGUCAAUGCCCCCGGCUCCCGCCCGGACCACCAGUAGCAGGGACGCCGUCCAACGCGGUCUCGAUAUUUGGCAACGGUUCGGCGUGCCCGAGGAGCCUGUGACCGAGGGGCUCACUUUCGGGACGCCGCCUGCUGCGGUCAGCGUGCCGGUUCACCAGAGCCUUCCGCGCUUCCCUCACGGCCGCAGCGCUUCACAGGAAGAGAUUGAGCGAUCCAUAGAGACGCUCAAUCUUCUCAUGUUGGACUUGGAGCCCGGCCGUUCUUUCAUCCCCAAGUCGCAAAGCGCUCCUCUGAGGGACACCGGCGUCGUCACCGCGCAGCCCUCCUUCUCUCCGAGCCCGAGCCGAGCCAUCUAUGAGGUGGAUACUCCUCCCACGUCCAGCCGGCAGUCACCCGUGAAACCCAGCACGCCGGAGCCCGAGCCCGUGUUUGGAUCGCAGGCCACCGGAACCGGUCAGCCGCGGCCCCGGGCGGUUGACACCUUCCGGCCGAGCGCUUCGCCUCAGUCCGCUGAGGUCUUUCAGCAGCAAAGACGCGCUGGCGCUGGAGCGACUUUGCCCGCUUCAGGGGACGCCGACCCCGAUGAAGUCUUCAACGUUGAAGGGCUGGUGGCUCAAAGAGUUGCAGGUGUCCACUCGCGUACGACGUCUCCGGACGAGCCGACGGUCGUUCCCUCCCGUCGCAUCGCCAGCGAGGGCCCAGAAGACGGCACCUGCGCCGACGUCCCAGUCCGUUCUCCUGUUCGUUGCGUUUCUCCCGAGUUCGUCAACGCCAUCGCCAUGAACCCCGGCGGACGGCCCAAGGAGAGACACAUGCACAGCUACCGAGAAGCCUUCGAGGAGAUGGAGGGUGGGCCCAGUAGCCCGACCCCCACAGUUGGUGGCGAGGCGCCUCCCGCGAGCCCCGCCUUCCCCACCUCGGCGCAAACCCCUUACUUCAACCUGUGUCGCUCCCCUCCGGGUCUGGCCAAGACGCCACUGUCGGCAUUGGGCUUAAAACCCCACAACCCGGCCGAUCUCCAGCUCAAUCAAACGGGCUCAGCACCCCGAAGUUACGUGGAGUCGGUCGCGAGGUCGGCCGUCGCCGGCGAAGAGCAACCCGCCGCGGCCCGCGGCCUUCCCGAGCCGCAGAGAAGUCCCAGUCCCGUUUCCCGCGCCCUCAACUCGCCGCCGUCCGGUAGCGGCCCCGCCCGCGGCCCACGCGUCUGUCUGUCUGAUGACAAAAGAACCAUCUUUCAAUUGGCUUCCAGCGAUCCGGCCUCGGCAGAGAGCGACUCCGGCGCUCCGUCCCAAGCCGCGAGCGAUUCAAGUUUGCACGCGCAGGCGGCAGUGGGCGCUUACUCCACCCCAACGGCCUCAUACCACGCCGCUCUCGAUUCCCUUUCCGCCACGUGCUCCUCCUACCUCGGCAUGGCGACUCCCGGCGCCCAUCCGAGGGGCGGCGUGGCGUCCUGCCCGGAGGCCUCCGAGACCGCGGCCAGCCCCGGAAGUCGGCGGGCUUGCGUCCCGACCUCGGCUGACGGCGCCGCCUCGGACGAGCACCCGGGCGCUCAUCGGGAGGGCCGCUCGGUGGCUCACAACGGGUUUGAGACGGGCGCAGCGGAGUUCGGCGGCGGUCCCGUCCUCGGACGCCGUCGGUCUCAGGGAAGUCCGAGCGCUCAAGGGCUCGUCCGACAGGCCUCGACGGAUGCGUGGUCUCAAGGGAGCCCGAUCCUCGGCGGACGAGCGUCCUCGGGACCGAGCGUUCCCGUGCUCAGCAGGCAUCCGUCUAUUUCCCAAUCGGGCGGCAGUCCCGUGCCGGGCCGUCACCCGUCGGUGUCGCAACAGAGCCCCUCCGGCUGCGCCACCCCGGACGAGUGGCACGGCGACCCGUCCGGGCGGCGCGGUUCCUCGGGCUGCCGGGGACCGCCGACCCCCUCCUUCCCCGUUUUCCCCGCGCUGUACCAGGACGCGGGGCCGGCGGGCGCGGCAUGCUUCCGACAGGGAAGCGCGACGCCCGCCUUUCAACCUCAGCUUCCGGAAAAGAGGCGCAUGUCGAGUGGCGACGGAGCAAACGCGACGCCCUCUUACGGCUUCUUGAACGGGAAGGUGGCGUCGCCGGCGAGCCCGGGAAGCAAUCGCGGCUACUUCCACACGCUCUCGGACUUCUCGCGCUUCAACAUGGCUGAUGGCGGUCCCGAGAGCAGGCUGAACGUCAAGUUUGUCCAAGACACGUCAAAGUUCUGGUACAAGCCCGACAUCUCCAGAGAAGAAGCGAUCGGCGUGCUGAGGGAACGCCAACCCGGGGCCUUCGUCAUCCGGGAUAGCCACUCCUUCAAGGGGGCUUACGGCCUGGCCAUGAAGGUGGCCUCUCCCCCACCGUCGGUGCAGCCCAACAAGAAAGGCGACGCGGCCAACGAGCUGGUGCGCCACUUCCUGAUCGAGAGCAGCCCCAAAGGAGUCAAACUCAAGGGUUGUCCCAAUGAGCCCUACUUCGGUUGUCUGUCGGCCUUGGUCUACCAGCACGCCAUCACGCCUCUGGCCCUGCCCUGCAAGCUGCUCAUCCCCACCACAGAUCUCGUUGAGGAAGAGGCCGACGUCGUGCAAAGCGACCCGCCGGCUGAGCGACUGAAACACGGAGCAGUGCAGACGGCCCCGGCCGAGUCCCACGCGUGCAACGUGCUCUACAUCAACUCGGUGGACAUGGAGUCGCUGACGGGCCCCCAGGCCAUCGCCAAGGCCAUUUCCCAGACCCUGGCCGCCGCUUGUCCGUCCGCCGCCACCGUCGUGCACUUCAAGGUGUCCUCGCAAGGCAUCACCUUGACUGACAACCAGAGGAAGGUCUUCUUCCGGCGCCACUACCCCUGCAACACCGUCACCUUCUGUGAUAUUGACCCUCAGGACAGAAAGUGGAAGAGGCCAGAAGGGGGCGCAGCCAAGUUGUUUGGUUUUGUGGCCCGUAAGCAGGGGAGCACGACGGACAACGUCAGCCACCUCUUCGCCGAGAUGGACCCCCAGCAGCCCGCCGGCGCCAUCGUCAACUUUGUCACCAGGAUGGUGACUUUGCAAAAGCCAUGAGCACCUUCGAGCAAACCUGGCACCCCACCCAAACGCGCCCCUCCCACACAAAUGGCCUUUGCUCACUUCUUGACCUCCGUUGACGGACAGACGGGCGGACGCUUCAUUUCACAUUUGCAUCUUGCUUGCAAUUUUCUUUUGGGACGGACUCCAGAGUGGACAUGCGGAAGUGUGGAAAGGGGACGGAAGCCGGACGGGACAACGGGACGGGGGGCGCCUUGGCUCUCCCCGCAAGGGAAAGACGUUUGGUUGGCCCGAGUGCCUGCCAAAUGUUUGCACUUUGUUUGAAGCCAAAUGUCAUGCGGGCGGGAAAAUAAUGAAUUGUGGCACACGCUGAAAAAAAAUGCUGGGUUGAAUUUCCUCAAUUCUGUUUCAUCAAGAAUUUGCAUGCAAUAAAAUCAUCUGGGACCAGAUUUGUUUUUGAAGCAGAUGUAUCGUCUGCUUCAAAAAAAAAAGAUCCGGAAGCAUCCAGACAAUGCAACAUUUUUUUCCAGUGUACAGUGAAAACACAUCCGACCAAGUUGGACUGCAGCCAUCCUAUAUUUUUACAGAAUUAAUUGGAGAAAACAUAUUUGCGGAAUGUUGUGAGAUAUGCAUUUUUUUAAAAAUCCAAACUGAAACAAUGUUUCCAUUUUCAAAAUAGUUUAAUUUGGUCAUUGCUUCAUAUAUUUGAUAUCAUUUUAAAUUCCUUUUACUCAAACGUACAUUGGCUCACAGCACAGAAAAUGUCAUUUGGGAGAAAAAAAAGGACCCUAAAUAUCUGCAUCGGGGCUUCAUUGCCAUCUAGUGGCAACUAGGCACAUUUCAGAAAGCAAAAAAAAAACAAACUGGAGAAAGUCAUUUGCCUUAUCGGCUGUCAAUAUUUCACUCUGACCACGAUGUAAGAAGAAAAAACGACAUAAGGACACAGGGCACAUUUUGCGGCGUCUCACAAAGUUGCCCCCCCACAACCCACAAAUGAGCCUUUUGCACCUUGCCCUCAAUGUUUUUGUUUUCCCGACCUCUCAUGACAUGCCUGGGACUUUGGAGUUUUGCGUAUUUGCGAGAAGAAAAAAGUCAAGUUGUGUGACCUCGGUGGAUUGUCACUGGUAGCUUUUGAGCGCCCAACCAAAGACGGAUUUUGUUCCUUUAGUUUGUUUUUCAGGAGUCACGAGCCUUGCGCGACAGGUGGGAGGGUUGCAAGUGCUCUUUUGUCAAAACACAAACGUGGCUGCUGGAUUCUUGCGUUCUGUAUCGACUGAUACUGUCGGUCAAUGACGCAGCAUUGACAGCUCACGAAAACACCACGCUACAGGGAUCCGGGCUUUUAUCAGCCCGUUGUGUGCUGUGUGUAAAUACUUUGUCUCUAUGGGCAGGACUGUUGUUCCAAGUCUUCUGGCUGCCUGACAUCUUUUUUUUUUUUUUUUUAACAGCUUUUCUAUGAAAAAACAAAAGCAAACAAAAACCGAGGGAAAACGAAACAUUCGGCGUUUCAGGAUUUCGGAAGUAUCAGAAAUGAUAUGCAAAAUCUCGAUCCCCCAAAACGUAAAAUCACGCAAAAAUGUACCGCUCACAUUUGAUUAUGUAUUUUACAUCAUACACAAAAAAGAAAGUAUUCUGUAUUUUGUGUGUCAGUGGCUCGAAGAAAAGCAGUCCGCCAAUUACACUGCCAUGAGCUUCUCUUUUGUUUGUUUGUUUUAGUGCUGCACCAGCUGGCCAAAACUAUACAUUCACACCCCACCCAAAAGUAAGCUAGCUCGCUACAUAUAUCUAUAUAUAUAUAUAGAUAUGUUAUGUAUACACAGAUAUAAAUACAGAAGAAAACCUCCAGUGAAGAUAUUUAUUUUUUGCUUUGUUGCUUGACGCUAACUUGUAAACAUGAUUUAUGUGAAAUGAUGACUGAUACUAGAACAGAAUGAUAUACUGUAUAUACAGUAUAUAUCUCUGUCUGUGUGAUAUAGGGUGUAAAGUGAAUGUGUCACUGAUUUAUUUUGAUAACACUCGUUCCCCCCCAGCAUCAAAUAAUCCCAUUUGAGAUGGUUCAUACGAGUCCAUCAUUGAGUUAUUGUUUCCGAAAUGGCAACAUAAUCUUCAUGUCCAAGACGAGCACUUAACCGCAGUGAAAAUGAUGCAUCCACUGUUGAUGACAAUGAUGAUGAUGCAAAAUAUGAAUAAUAAUUACCGUCCAAAGCCAUCUGGUUGGUGUUGCGAUUGCCGCCGCGCUGCCUGAGUGUGAAAUGUCAAUUUUAUCGGUUUAAAAGUCAUUUAUUGUCCUACA